Cherax quadricarinatus is the source of this 814-nucleotide messenger RNA. The record is from RefSeq and is a predicted model, not a curated record. Lineage: Eukaryota; Metazoa; Arthropoda; Malacostraca; Decapoda; Parastacidae.
ACGACCUCACUCCAGCAGCAGAUAACGGACAAGACGACCUCACAUCCAGCAGCACAUAACAGACAAGACGACCUCACAUCCAGCAGCACAUAACAGACAAGACGACCUCACAUCCAGCAGCACAUAACAGACAAGACGACCUCACAUCCAGCAGCAGAUAACGGACAAGACGACCUCACAUCCACUCCACCAUGAAGUUUACGUGUCUUGCCCUGGUGUUGCUGUUGGUCGUGUCUCCGGUCUUCACAGACUUUGAUUUCCGCAACUUGCUCGAUUACCAUAACUUUGGCUUCGGUUUCUAUUUCGGCAAGGAAGACGGCGGCAUGAACGGCGACUUUAGCAAAGGUGGUAAUAUCAUAGGAAAAAAUGGGAGAAUAAAUCCUCCUAAACCACCUGCAGAAAUCUACGCAAUCCGUUAUCCAAUCUAUUACAACCUUGGCCACAUCUAUAGGACCAGAGGCAGGUACAGCAGUAGCUACAGCAGCGACUACAUCAACGAAUACAGCAAUAGCUACAGUGAUGGCUGAGAAAAGUAGUUCAACAACAGAAAAUCGCCAAUUAAAAAUGAAACACACGUUAAGAAGACUUCGUAACUGUUAAGUUUGCUUGAUAUUUUUUUUCUAUUUAUUUAUCCCUUGUGAUAUCUCCCUCUCUCUCCCUCCCUUUCUCUCUCUCUCUCUCUCUCUCUCUCUCUCUCUCUCUAUAUAUAUAUAUAUAUAUAUAUAUAUAUAUAUAUAUAUAUAUAUAUAUGUAUAUGUGUGUGUGUGUGUGUGUGUGUGUGUGUAACAACGCUGCGCUAGCUAAGUAUUCGAAC